UAACGUACCUUGGGAUUUCUUUACCGGAAACUACUAGGCACCGCACGUGUGUUUUGUACGUGAAGUCGUAGUGGCGAUGGGGAAGAGAAGGCAAAAAAGCCAUAUUUUUAAUAAUCUAACUAAAAAACAAAAGAAGCAUCUAAAAGAAUUCGGAGAGCAACACCCUUUCCAUGACAACGUCAAUGAAAAGCCCGAGAAGACACAAAUUGUGAAUCUGCCGGAGAGCCCGGAGCAGUCCAGCGCGGAGAGUGACGCGGAGAGCGAGCCUGAGUGCGCGUCCGCCUACCAGAAGCUGCUGUCGACUCUGAGCAAGCCUACUGUGGAGGAGGAGGAAGAAGAAGAGAGUGAAGACGAAGAAAGCGAGAGUGAAGAAGAAGAACUGGAGAACGGAGAAGAAGGUGGGAGCGACAGUGGCGAAGAGGAUGACGAAGAUGAAGAGGGCGACGAGGUAGAUGAAACACCUGGAGAGCAGGAGAGAGAGGGCGAGGAGAUGGAAGAGGGAAAGGAGGGCGAGGAAGAGGAAGACUGCGACCGUGCCGGGGGGGAUGACGUCGCGCUGGCCGAGGAGUUCACGGACAAAGAGCACGAGUCGCAGUUCUGUCUGGAGACAAACUUCCAGGAGGAAGGGGAGGAGCCAGAGGCUCCCGGUGCCCCAGCGCUGCAGGAUGACACCCACGACCUCUUCGUACAGCACCUGGACACGGAGCUUAGUGAAGACGAAGUGAAGAGAGCACAAACCGGGAGCAGAACCAGGACCCAGACCAGGUGGCCGAGAUUGGGGUCCCUGGUGUUCACCUCCACCGUGGAGCGCUUCAGCGUCCUCGGCAAGGAGAUUGGCAGGACUCCGCCCCGCCUCCACAAGGCCCUGGAGGCCAACUGGCCCGCCGCGAACAAGGCCUCCCUCCCCCAGGGGGCGCCGGAGGAUGUGAGCCCCCUGCAGCAGGAGCUGCUGGGCCUGAUGGGCUCCUACCGGGACGUGUACUUUCCGGAGAGCGCGCCCCUGGCGGAGGCGCCGCAGGUGCGGAGCGCCUACUGCCUGCACGCCCUCAACCACGUGCUGAAGGCCAACUCGCGCGUCCUGGAGCACAACACCCGGCUGAGGGAGCGCCAGGCCGGGGACGACCACCAGGGGGAGCUCCGGGACCAAGGCCUGACUCGCCCCAAGGUUCUGAUCCUGGUCCCGUUUCGGGACAGCGCCCUGCGGGUGGUGCAGACCCUCAUCAGCCUCCUGGAGCCCCGCGGCCGCAAGAUGGACGUCAGCAACAAGAAGCGCUUUAAGGACGAGUUCGGAGAGGAGCCGGGCGACCGGCCGCCCACCCUCACCAGGCCUGACGACUACCACGCCGUCUUCUCCGGCAACGUGGACGACCACUUCAGGAUAGGCGUGUCCAUAUUGCGCAGGAGCCUACGCCUCUACGCCCCCUUCUACUCCUCCGACAUCAUCAUCGCGUCCCCGCUGGGCCUGCGCACCGUGUUGGGGACGGAGGGGGAGUCCGUGCGGGACUUCGACUUCCUGUCCUCCAUCCAGCUCCUGGUGGUGGACCAGGCCGACGUCUUCCUCAUGCAGAACUGGGAGCACGUGCUGCAUGUGAUGAAGCACCUGAACCUGCAGCCGCUGGACGCUCACGGGGUGGACUUCUCUCGGGUGCGCAUGUGGAACCUGAACAACUGGGCCCAGUGUUACCGGCAGACCCUGGUGUUCAGCGCCGUGCAGGAACCCCAGAUCAAUAACAUCCUCUCCAAGCACUGUUUCAACUACAGGGGCCAGGUUGCUGUGAAGAAUUUGCCCAAAACGGGGUCCAUCUGCCAGGUUGUGGUCCAGCUGCCUCACGUCUUUCAGAGAUUCAGUUCUGACAGCUUCAUGGAUCAGGACGCCAGGUUCCGGUUCUUGGUGGAUAAGGUGCUGCCGCAGUACCGGGACGCGGUCAUGGGCCACACGCUCAUCUACGUCCCGUCCUACUUCGACUUCGUGCGCCUGCGCAACCACCUGAAGAGGGAGGAGGUGAACUUCGCCUCCCUGUGCGAGUACUCCAAGCGGGCGGAGGUGUCCCGCGCCCGGCACUUCUUCCAGAAGGGAGACACGCAGUUCCUGCUCUUCACCGAGCGCUUCCACUUCUACAAGAGGUACAGGAUAAAGGGGAUCCAUAACCUGAUCUUCUACGGGCUGCCCACGUACGCGCACUUCUACAGCGAGGUGUGCAACAUGCUGCAGGCGGGGGCCAGCGGGGAGGAGGCCAGCUGGACCUGCACGGCGCUGUACUCCCGCUACGACGCGCAGCGGCUGGCCGCCGUCGCCGGGGCCGACAGGGCCGCGCUCAUGCUGCGCUCCCAGAAGGCCGUGCACCUGUUCGUCACGGGGGAGGACAAGGCCCUCUGAGGGGCGUCGGGGUCACCUGGGGAGGGGCGGGGUGUUCGGAGGGGGGGGGCCUUUCCUGAGGCGCUGAAACGGGCGCUCGUCCCAAUGUCACUUCCGCCUCCCGUUUCCUGUUUCGUGUGACCGAGCUCACCGCUCAGAUGACGGGGCUGCGUUGGAGGGCCGGGGGGGCGGCCGAGGUGCCGUGAAGCUGAACCCGUCCUGUCCGUCCCACCGGGACUGCAGCCAAGGCCGUCCCGAGCUUUGGUACCCGGGGGCGUGGUCAGAGAAAGAGUGCGAUACGCACUUCCUGCCUUCACCCAAUCAGCAUCGCUGCUCAAGUGGUCUCCAACACCUUCAAAUAACUUUAAAUACCGAUAAUAAUUGUUUCUAUUCUCAUUAAUUUUAUUGACACCUUGAGUAUUUUACAGUUCAUGUUUCACAGUACAUUUUCCAUGAAAAUUUGUGGAAUUGUUAUUUUUUAAAAAUGUAACUGAAAGGAGGAAUCCGUUUUGUGCCGUUGGUUGUUCAGGAUGUCCGUAUUUAUGUCAUUCUUGGCUGUCAUACCUCUGAAUAAACAAAACGCUGUAAAAUGA
Molecule: messenger RNA, 2949 nt
Organism: Anguilla rostrata (American eel)
Lineage: Eukaryota; Metazoa; Chordata; Actinopteri; Anguilliformes; Anguillidae
Gene: utp25
Product: UTP25 small subunit processor component
Exons: 12
Coding region: 77-2377 (766 amino acids)
Biological process (GO): maturation of SSU-rRNA from tricistronic rRNA transcript (SSU-rRNA, 5.8S rRNA, LSU-rRNA)
Cellular component (GO): small-subunit processome; nucleolus
Molecular function (GO): rRNA binding; U3 snoRNA binding
Source: RefSeq, a predicted model, not a curated record